Corticium candelabrum is the source of this 842-nucleotide messenger RNA. RefSeq lists its product as uncharacterized. The transcript has 3 exons. The coding region runs from base 135 to 608 and encodes 157 amino acids. NCBI's taxonomy places the organism in Eukaryota, Metazoa, Porifera, Homoscleromorpha, Homosclerophorida, Plakinidae. The record is from RefSeq and is a predicted model, not a curated record.
UGGAGAAGCAUAAUCUCCGCUAUACCGUUUUUGUCGGGGAUGGAGACAGUUCCACACACAAGAACAUCAAGGACAUCUAUGGGCAAGACCAUCCCCUAGAGAAACAUGAGUGCAUUACUCAUGUUCAGAAGCGAAUGGGUAGUGAGCUUCGGUCACUGAUCCUUGCACACAAGUCAACAAGUGUGAUUCCUUCUGCUAGCGGCAAGUGGAAAGGAAUCAAAGGAUCACGUGGCCUGACAGCAAAGAUGAUCGACCAGAUGCAGAAUUAUUACGGGAAGGCGAUCCGUGACAACCUGGGCAACAAGCCCAAGAUGAUCCGUGCCAUCAACGCCAUCUAUGGUCAUUUCUCUAAUGACCAUCAGCACUGUCCUGAAGGUGAGGACACGUGGUGCAAAUACAACAGCCAGAAUCCUGAGUAUCAUCGCAAGUACAAGGAGAAGGACAUCGCACCAGAGGUUUUGGCCCUGUUGGAGCCAAGCCGUCAACGCCUCACUGAUCCUGAUCUACUAGAGAAGGUGCAAAGGGGGGAAACUCAGAAUCCCAAUGAGGCACUUCAUAGCGUGAUAUGGAAGCGAGUCCAAAACACCUCUUUAGCUCCUUUCAGCUGAUCAGAAUCGCAACAGCUCUGGCCGUGAUCCAGAGGAAUGCAGGCAAUCUGGGUCUCUUGAGAGUUCUAGAGGCAAUGAAUAUCACAGACAACACGGUGUCUCGUUGUGCCCUAGAACGUCUCGAUCAGAAGAAGGAAGCAGGACUAGCAUACAAGGAGAAACCGGAAGUGAAGAAGCGGAGGCAGGUCCUUCGUGGAAACCGCAAGAAGCGCCAGGAUCAUGCGGAACAGACUG